Molecule: messenger RNA, 204 nt
Organism: Dracunculus medinensis (Guinea worm)
Lineage: Eukaryota; Metazoa; Nematoda; Chromadorea; Rhabditida; Dracunculidae
Source: the annotation of a GenBank genome assembly
AUGGACGAACAUUACUUUCGUUUCGCCAACGUUGGUCGAUCCGCACAUAGCAAAAUCACAUCAUCAACAACGAAAAAUGCAGUGAGCGGUUGUUGCCACCCAACCGAAUAUGAUCCAAUUAAAUUGAUCUAUAUGACUCAGGAACAUGAGCUAAAAAUAAAAGAAGUACCCGGAAUGAUCGCUCGGCGAUGUACAUGCGCUUAA